AUCUGUCCGCCCCGCCCACCCGCCGGCCUCUCCCCGCAGCCCCGCACCCGCCCGCGCCUCCCGCCCGGCUGCCCGGCCCGAGCGAGCGCCGGCUCCUGUCCUGUCGGGUUUUGGGGGCGUUGUGGUUGUUUUGCUGCUCGCCUGCAGCCCCGCUGUAGCGAGGCAGGGGACUGGCGGCAGACGGCUGUCCGGCAGCGCUCCGCCCCGCCCCGCCGUGCUGCGCGGACGCGGCUCGGCCCGGCGCUUCCCGCUGGCGGCGCGGCGCGGCUCCCGGGCCCGCCCCGUCUCCCCCCCGCCCCCUCCGGCCGGCGGCACGGGGCAUGGCGGCGGGUGGGCGGCGGCGGCUCCUCCCGGCGUGGAUGGUGGCGGCGAGGGACGAGCGGGCGGCGGCGGCGCCUCCUAAGGCCGCUCGGCGGCGGGCGGCGGCGGGGCCCAGGGCGGCGGCCGUGGUGCACUGCAUGAACGAGGCGGAGCUGGUGGACGUUGCCCUGGCGGUCCUGGCCGAGAACCUGGACCGCGAGGAGGAAGGUGAAGAGAAGGCCCCGGCCGGGAGCGGAGAGGAGCGGGAGCUUCAGCCACCACCGAGCGCGGCUCCCGCAGGCACAGCCAGCGCGGGGGCAGGCAGUGACCGCGGCCCCGCUCCGCCGGCCCCUCCAGCCCCUGGGGCGCGUGCCGGCGCGGCGUUGGCAGGCUGGGAGGACUCCGAGGACGAUGCUCUGAAAUAUGUCAGGGAGAUAUUUUUCAGCUAACGUUGCCUUCUCUGAGGCUCCCCGGAAGCAAAGGGGACAGUGGGGAGAGUGUCCCCUCCCCCAGCACUGAGGAUGGUGGGGGGACAGCCUGGCAUGGGCCGUGUAUCUGGCGUGUUGGUGGCUUGUGGAGCUGGUGGAGGCCAUGGGGGAAAAGGAAGGGGGUACUCGCUUCUCCCACUGUGUGCUGGGUUCAGUGGGAUUUGGCUCCAGAGUAGUUUAUGUUCAUUUCUGUUUGGCAUCUCAGAGCAUGGAGAGAUUAAAGAGGACAUGUGGGUUUC
Molecule: messenger RNA, 1027 nt
Organism: Falco peregrinus (peregrine falcon)
Lineage: Eukaryota; Metazoa; Chordata; Aves; Falconiformes; Falconidae
Gene: CYREN
Product: cell cycle regulator of NHEJ
Exons: 3
Coding region: 321-749 (142 amino acids)
Biological process (GO): negative regulation of double-strand break repair via nonhomologous end joining; double-strand break repair via nonhomologous end joining
Cellular component (GO): cytoplasm; nucleus
Source: RefSeq, a predicted model, not a curated record